GGCAUUAAAUCUACUGUAGAAUCAUUAUCUAAUUCGAAAAACUCAUUGUUAUAUUUAACUUCCAUCGCAACUCUAAAUUUAGAAAUUUUCCUUUUAAGAGAUGAAUUAGCCAAAAAUCCAACUCUGCCUUAUUACCAGGAAUGUUUUUUUUCAGACUUCAAUACAGUCCCAGAAUAUCUAGCUUUUGCAUUAACUUCGGAAAUGAAAUAUUUUGUAGUUUUAACUGAAAACAAAGCAGCAAUUGAAGAAUUGUUGAUUACUUUGAUCUUACAAGUAUUUGAGAAGUCCCCUAUGGUAUUAAGUCAAUUAAUUAAAAAAUUACCUGAUGAUGAAAAACUUGUAGAGGCAUCAAAAUUAAUGUUGACAAAGGAUAACUUACCGAUUGCAAAUUUCGUUAAAAUAUUAGCUGACGAAGGUAAAUUGGAUAAUAUUAUCAAUAGAUUACCGUUCUCGGAAGCAUUUAAAGUUUUCCCAAGUGCAAGAAAAGUCGGCUGGUCUGGGUUCCAAGGCUAUAUUGCAAACAAUUUAAACAACAAUAAUGUAGCAAUAAUUCUAGAUAACCUGGAAAUUCAAUGUAAGAUGACAGAAUCAAACACUCAAUAUAGAUCUUCCAAAGUUUUCGAUAUUCCCGCUUUACAUUAUUUAAUUACAACCUUAACAAACUUCCCAAUGAAUGCUUUAAACCGUGAAAAAUUUGAUGCAGUUCAAUUAUCUGUUAUUAUUGUCUUUCCUAGGAUAAUUAAUUUUGGUAACGGCCAUGAUCAGGCAAUAUUGAUGAAUGGUGAUUUAACAGCAAUUCAAACAGAGGUUGAAAAGGAAAUGCAAAGUUAUCUACAAAAAAUGUAUAGCAGUGAGUUGGCAAUUAAAGAUAUCAUAGACGUUUUAAGAAAAUUAAGAGAUAGUGAUAAUGCUAGAGAUCAAGAUUUAUUUGCAUGUAUGACUCAUGCUGUAUUGGCAGAGUCUACCUUUUUCAAAGACUAUCCUCUUGAAGCAUUAGCAACUACUUCUGUUUUGUUCGGUUCCAUGAUUUUGUUUCAAAUAUUACGUGGCUUUGUCUUAGAUGUUGCUUUUCGAAUUAUAUUAAACUUUGCAAAAGAAGGACCAGACUCAAAGAUGUUUAAAUUUGCUGUCCAAGCAGUCUACGCGUUUAAAAUGCGUUUAGUUGAAUAUCCUCAAUAUUGUAAGGAUUUAUUAGAACAGGUUCCAGGUUUACAAACCCAACCUCAAGUUUUUCAAGCAGUAACAGAAGCUGCAUUAUUAGCAGAUUCCAGAUCCAAUGAAGUCCAAGAUAAAAGUUCAACACCAACAGAAUUUAUUGUGAUGAGAUAUUUUGUCGUAGAUGAAUUAAAAACAUCUGUUGCACAAGAAAACCCACCCAAAGAAAUAGUUGAAAAGAUAUUAUUUGUGGUCAAUAACAUGACUAUGGAAAACUUCGAUGAUAAAAUACCAGAUUUAAAGGCAGUAUUGUCACCUGCAUAUUCUUCUUGGUUUUCUCAAUACUUAAUAAACCAGAGGGUUAAGACUGAAACAAAUUACCACCCAUUAUAUUCCAAAAUUAUUACUUCUAUUGGCUAUGAUUUGUUGCAUGACUUCAUGAUUAAUGUAACAUUAAAACAACUUUUGUUCCUAAUUUCAACAAAAGACAUCCAUGGUAUUGAUAGAAAUAUUUUGAAAAGUUUAUCAUCCUGGUUGGGUAGAAUUACACUGGGGUUGGAUAAACCAAUAAUCCAUAAAAACAUUGCUUUCCGUGAAUUAUUACUGGACGCUUAUAAACAAAAUAGAUUGGAGAUCAUCAUUCCUUUCGUAUGUAGAGUUUUAAUGAACACGGAAGAUUCUAGGGUAUUUAGUCCUCCAAAUUCAUGGACUAUUGGUAUCUUAAAGCUUUUGAUAGAAAUGAACAAUAAAGCUAAUUGGAAAUUGAGUUUGACCUUUGAAGUUGAAGUUUUAUUUAAAACUUUAAAACUACCUUUAGAUGUAUAUCCUCCUUCAAACUUUUUAGAAACCGAGGAUGUAAUCGAGGAACUUUCAGGAAAUAUGAGUGAUAUCUCAUUAGAGCAAAGACAACUGGAACAGCAAAGACAAAGAAUAAUAAUGCAGCAAUAUCAACAAUAUAUGAUGCUUGCCCAACCAAGACAGCAAAAUCUCCCACAAACAGCACCAAUCAUUCAAGGUGAACAAGGACCAAUACCUGGUGAAGCACCCUCAAAUGAUAAUCCAUUCGGUAAUUUAAUAGGAUCAACAGUUUUUGUUACUCAUCCAGAUUUGAGGCGUGUUUUCCAAAUGGCGAUUGCCAAAUCGGUUAGAGAAAUACUACCACCUGCGGUUGAAAAAUCUGCUAGUGUAGCGGUUGUUACAACUUCAAAAAUUAUCUCCAAAGAUUUUGCUACUGAAGUUGACGAUAUGAAGUUAAAGACGGCUGCUGUUAUUAUGGUAAGACAAUUAGCACAAAGCUUAGCCAGAGCUACAUCAAUUGAAAUUUUAAAAGAUGACAUCAGAACGACUACUCAAUCAUUAGCUCCUAAUUUAAUGACGCUGGUUUCAUCACCGCUUGAAGAACUACAAAAGGCAGUUGAUGAGAAUAUUGGAUUGGCAUUAUCAUUGAUUGAAAAGGCUGCCAUGGAUAAAGCCAUGCAGGAAAUUGGUGAACAGUUGAUGCAAGAAAUAGCGGUUCGUAGAUAUCAUAAGGAAAGAAGAGCUGAUCAGCCCUUCUUAAACCAAAAUACAAAUCCAUACGCAUUAACUCUUCCAGAACCACUUGGUCUAAAGAGUACGGGUGUUAGUCCACAACAAUUUAGAAUAUACGAAAGUUUUGGGAAAUUCAAUACAAAUAUUGAAAAUCCGUCUGGCGUAAGUACAGCAUAUUCGAAUUUGAAUCAGCAAGCUCAACUAUCUCAACAGCAACAGAUUCAACAAAUACAGCAACAGCAACAGCAAGUUACUCAAUCAUAUCCAGGAAAUCUACAAGCUCAAUUAGCACAACCAGCUCAACACACUCCAGUGGCAGGCACGAUUCCAAAUGAGUUAGAACAAAAUCACCGUGUCCUUGUUCAAUUAAUGGAUAAUCUGGUGCUUCAAAUAAAAGAAAAUGCUAGUAAAAAGACACUGAAGGAAUUGAAUGAGCAAAAUCCUAUCAAACAAAUAAUUUUGCAAAUUUUGACAUUCAUUGCAAAGAGUGUCCAAAGAGAUCAACUUGCAUUAAAGGUAGCUCAAGCAGUUGUGAAUAGUUUGUUUGCUACAAGUGAAAGUCCAUUGUGCAGAGAGGUUUUGUCAAUUUUCUUGGAUCAAUUAUGUUCUCUCUCAUCUUUAGCAAAAAAAGAUGUAAUUUGGUGGUUAAUUUAUGCUCCAGAUAGCAGAAAAUUUAACGUUUCAGUCAUUUUAUGUCUUUUAAAUUCUAAACUAAUAGAUGGUAAUAAUCUAGAUACAAUGUUGUCGAUUGCUUUAGAAAAUAAUGUAGAAAACUCAGUUGCUUUUUCGAUUUCCAUUAUCAAAGAAACAUUACUUGCUGAUGAACCUAUUUUAAUGAGAAUGGAUUUCAUCAACACAAUGAAGGUUCUAAGUUCAUUGGAAGUUGAUAUUGCAAAAAAAUUCAUUGAAGAAUAUGAAUCUAAUAAAAUUGUGCCAGUAUUGAAAAAUGUGGAUGUGUCAGAAACAGAAAAGUAUUAUUUGAUUUUUACUGAAUGGGUAAAAUUAUUACAAAAGGUCGAACAUGAUGACGAAUUGGUCACAGUAUUUUUAAGACAAAUGGUGGAUAGGGGUGUUUUGUCUGAUACUGAUAGUUUGAUUAAUUUCUGUAAGGCCUCUUUUGAAUUAUCUAUUCUUGCAUUCAAAGCCAGUGACCCGACUGGAGAAGUAUUUGUAUCCAUUGAUGCACUUGCAAUGUUGGUUACAAAGUUGUUAGUAGUGCAAGAGUUUGAGGAUUAUAGUAGAAAUGAAUACCUAGACAUAAUUUUCUGCAUUUUAACUAUGGUUUUCUCAAAGGACCAUGAACAAGAUAAUUCUACAUUUAAUGAGAGACCUUACUUCCGUUUCUUUUCCAACAUUCUCUCAGAAUGGAGCUCUUUGAGAGGCCAUGAUUUUAUUAAAAUUACGGACCAACAAAUAAGAAAGGAAUUAAUCGAAUUUGAUAAUUAUUUCUAUAAUACAUUUGCAUCCUAUUUGCACCUGAUUCAACCAGUAGCCUUCCCAGGUUUUUCUUUUGCUUUCAUCACCUUACUAUCUCAUAGAAUGUUUUUACCGAACAUGCUUCGUUUGGAAAACAAAUCUGGUUGGAAAAACCUAACAAUUCUGAUCAUUGAUCUAUUUAGAUUCUUAGAUCAGUAUACCGGUAAGGUUGGUAUUUCUAAUGCAAUUUCUGUUGUUUAUAAAGGUGCAUUGCGUGUUAUUAUUGGUAUUUCAAAUGACUUCCCGGAAUAUUUGAUAGAGAACCAUUAUGAAUUUAUGAAUGCGUUACCUUCAUCAUAUGCUCAAUUGAAGAAUGUCAUGCUGGCAGCAAUUCCAAAGAAGAUUAUGUUGCCAAAUCCAUACGAUAAUGGAUUGGAUAUGGACAAGAUUGAUUCAUGUAAAAUGCAACCUACUGUCUUUUAUGAUCCUGUUGUGGAUUUACAUUCUUUUAAAAAACCUGUUGAUAAUUAUUUGCGUAUCCCAUCCAAUUCCUUAAUGAGAACCAUCAUAAACGGUGUGUACAGAGAUGAAUAUAGUUUUAAGAGUGGCAUUGGCUAUGAUUAUGUUUCAGUUGAUCAAAAGCUUGUUCGUGCAGUUGUGUUACAUGUUGGUGUUGAAGCGGGUUUGGAAAGUGAAAAGACCUCAUCUGGUGCUAUAUUUAACGCCAAAUCGUCUUAUUACACAUUGUUAUUCAAUCUAUUAAACGAAGGUAGCAGUGAAGUUAGGUUCAAGGUGAUUGAGGCAAUGAUGGAACAAUUAAGAUAUCCAAAUAUCCAUACACAUUGGUUCACUUUUGUUCUUAAAAAUAUGUUCACUUCUGAGGAAUGGGGUGAACAAAAGUCAGAAAUCCAAGAAAUUAUACUACGUAACAUCUUUGAAAGAAUUAUUGUUAAUAAGCCUCAUCCAUGGGGUGUGACUGUAUUGUUUACUCAACUACUCAACUUGAAUAAUGUCAAGUUGUUAUCACUACCAUGUGUAAAGAAAGUUCCUGAAAUUGAAAACAUUUUAAAAAUCUUGGAAAAACAAACUUAUAAUAUAACUUCAUCCAUUAACAAUGAUCAACAAAAUCAUACUCAAAGUAUAUCUACAAUGUAG
Vanderwaltozyma polyspora DSM 70294 is the source of this 5256-nucleotide messenger RNA. RefSeq lists its product as uncharacterized. The transcript has a single exon. The record is from RefSeq and is a predicted model, not a curated record. Gene Ontology annotation, biological process: nuclear-transcribed mRNA catabolic process, deadenylation-dependent decay. The annotation marks the transcript as partial. Lineage: Eukaryota; Fungi; Ascomycota; Saccharomycetes; Saccharomycetales; Saccharomycetaceae. Gene Ontology annotation, molecular function: molecular adaptor activity. Gene Ontology annotation, cellular component: CCR4-NOT core complex; P-body.